Messenger RNA from Dendroctonus ponderosae (mountain pine beetle), 7386 nucleotides. RefSeq lists its product as uncharacterized. NCBI's taxonomy places the organism in Eukaryota, Metazoa, Arthropoda, Insecta, Coleoptera, Curculionidae. Gene Ontology annotation, molecular function: ATP binding; protein kinase activity. The record is from RefSeq and is a predicted model, not a curated record. Bases 226 to 6060 code for a protein of 1944 amino acids. Gene Ontology annotation, biological process: protein phosphorylation. The transcript has 19 exons.
CAACUGCCAAUGGUGAUCGUUAGUGUCACUUUGACUUUACCUCUGACUUAUCCUGCGAGUUUUGUUAUUGUGUGUUGGUGCCAAAAAGAAACGAAUUAAACUCGGAAUUGCGAGGCAUUUACGCAGAGAAAAUUUUGACCAACGCUCUGAACAUGUAGCAGAGAACGGCUUUUCCUUCACAAUAUAUCAACCUCCGAAAGUGAACAGUUGCAUAUUCCAACUGAGAUGUAUGUGUGUAUUGGGGCCAGAAAUAUGGAAUUGUACUGGAGAUGGGGCUUCUAUCUCACGCUACUCUUCGUAGAUUGUUGUACAGGAUUUCCUGUCAAUUUGCAAGAUAAUGGCAUUGGUGAACAUACGCAGCUUUUAACGAGUGUAGCUGCUAUUCUUAUUACGGUUGGCACGAUUAUAAUAUUCGCUGGAUGUCUCUGUUGCCAUAGGCGGAAAGGAUUUCAGGAAGAAAAGCAAAAGGAAUUUCACAAUACUCCUAUGGUAGCGUCGACCGUGACUAGCUCGGAACAAGGCCAUGUAAACCCUAUAGGGAAUGGUGAAUUUACCAUUUUCACCCCAUUACAUCCGCCCAUAAAUAACAAUGUAUUUAUGGUCAAUGAACAAGAGAGGCGCAUCGGGGACGCUGAACACGUCGAUGUGGGCCGAUGGUUCGAUGGGGCUAAAAUAGACUUUCCAAGGGAAAAGCUGAAGUACAUCAGGGAGUUAGGAAAUGGGCACUUUGGCAAGGUAGUGGAAGGCGCAGCCCAGGAUCUAGAUCCCGACCGGACCUGGACUCCAGUGGUGGUGAGAAUUCUGGAUAUCGCAUCAAGUCCGCGUGAUCGUCUCUCGUUUCUGCAAAAUGCGCUCUUCUACUUGGCGCCGGAGCAUCCGAACAUUCUGGCCCUCAAAGGUCAAUGCCUGCGAUCGGCCCCUUUGCUUCUGCUCCAAGAAUCCUGCAGCGCCGGAGAUUUAAAGUCCCGACUGAGAACUGUGGGCAGUGAGGACCGGAUACUGCAAUGGUGCUUUGAAUUAACAUCCGCUCUAAAGCAUCUGCACGAAAACAACUUGAUUCACCCCGAUUUGGCGGCGAGAAACUGCCAGCUUUCCAGCGAUCUCACUCUCAAACUCGGAGAUUACAGCUUGAGCUUCUCCAAGUAUCCAGAAGAUUAUUACAGAAACGGCGUGCCGCUUAUACCAGUACGCUGGAGGUCUCCAGAAUCUCUCGUUUGCACCCCAACAACCAUCCAACCCAAGCCCCUGACCAAGGAGGCGAAUGUCUGGAGCUUAGGAGUGGUUAUGUGGGAAGUAUGCGAAAACGGAUCUCAGCCUUAUGGCUUUUUAAACGACGACGACGUGAUUUCCCGAGUAUUUGGACCGGAAAGCCUACGACUGGAUGGCCCUAGUAAACCGCAAAUGUAUUCCGACUACAUCUUUCGCCUAAUCAAAAUGUGCUGGAGCAAUAAAGAAUCCAGGCCUCAAGUGGCUCAGAUCGAGUUUAUGCUGUCCGAUUUGUACCAAGUGCAUCGAAAUACUCACAACCUGGGGGCCAAUUCAGACUUUGACCAGCGCUGGGAGUCGCUGAAACCCAACGUGACUUCAAACACGGACAAACAUACAGUGAACAUUGAAAUGCAAACUAAAUCCAUUUCCAAACAAUUGUCGCCUAGUUUGAACAAUUUGCAUGGAUCCUUGGAUAAUUUGCUGUGUAUGCAGCCUUUGACCAAAAACGCUAAAGACAUGAAUCCGGAGGCGACUCUUCACUUCAAGUUGGGUUCUGGCACUAAGCAGAAAACCGAAGAGUUGAAAGAAUCUCCAAUUCCGAACGAUAGUUUAACGGAUAGUUUCAAUUUCAAGCAAGCAAGUAGUGGCAGCGACACGGAAGAGGAGAAUUGGCGACGGAAAGUGGAACGUGGGGCUUACAGUGAGAAGGUGCGGUUAAAGUCGCGCUCAGUAGCUGACCUGAUGGUGCUCACGCACGUCGAUUACUCAGAGUCAGAGUCGGAAACUCCAAUGCCCAGCAUCGAUUACAAAUCGAACCGAGGGCCGAGGAAGUCGAAUCUGGAAAAUGUGAGCCUAAACUUCAGCAGCGAAGGCAAUUUGCUCAGUCUAGAGGACACUUUCGAGCAGGAGUUGAAGAAAAUGCAAGUGGAAAGACGGGAUAGUUUACUGUUUGUACCUGAUAACAAGAGUCAAAACUUGAGCGUGCUACGCGAGCUUAACAGUGCAACUGAAAUCAAACCUCCUAAUCAAAUCUACAAUGUUUUCAAUGUGUCGGUUGAUAAAUAUCGCCCAAUGCCAACAGGAAUUCACAUGAAUAAAACAUUUUCUAGACAAGACAGCGAAACCAAGAAAAUAGAAGACGAAAGUGACAAACACCCACCAAAACACAACUUGCCUGAUAUAUUAGCUAGUUUAGACGAGGAUCACGGUCAAGCCAACGUGGAUUUAUUGGAAUCGAACUUAAUUCCAGCUAAGAGCGCUGAGCGGGAUUAUGAAGAAGAAUCUCAAAUACCAAAGGACGACCCCGAACUAAACGAAUCAAAAGCAGAAAUUAAGGAAUCUCAAAUCGUACCUGAUUUAUGUAGUGAGAAUGUAGAAAAUAGCGUUAGUAUUAACUCAUGUUUAAGUUAUUCGCCGGAGAAAAUGGUUUCCAGCGAACCGAAAGCCAGAAAACCCGACGUGUUUACCGACCAGUUCUUACCGGAAAUUAAACCGCAGUUCAUCAAAGGCCCCAAUAUGAUGGAAGCGAGGAAUCUUUCCAGCCCAUCUCCCAAAGAAACCUGCAAUAGUUUGCCGCAGAUUUGCCUUGGUGUAAAUGAAUUCUUAAGCGCGGAGCGGAAAACUGCGUUAUUGGAAACUACCGCCCCUAGUGAAAACUGUAACAGCACAAACUCAGAAGUUCCAGAAAUUUGUGACGUUCCACCGACUAGCCCUCCAACAGAUAGCUGUGAAAAUAAAACCGGCGGAAAGUUAGAUAGUGAAUUGCCGAAUUUGCCCAAAGUAGCGUUUGAUGUCAGCGACAGCCAGCAGGAAUCCAAGCCAAACUUACUGACGCAUGCUUUGGUAUUUAGCAGCACGCCUUUUGGGAAAAAAUCCAGCAUAACAUUUACUGAACCGCCUGGAGUAAACCUAUUUGAUAGCCAGACAAAUGAUUCGAAUGAAUUGUUCACUUCCGCGAUUAAAGAAAGCGGCCCGAACCAAGAGGAGAAACUAAACUACUCGCUGGAAACUUGGGACAACUUUCUAGGAAAAUCGUUCGAUUCCAACAGGGAAACCAACGAGAAUUUCUUUGAUAGUUUCACUUCUGAACCGCAAAGCAUGCUGUUCUUAGAGGAAAACAUUCAAAUCGAUACUAAUAAUGAAGAAAUCAAGGGGCGCGCUAUGAUUGACGGAACAUUUUUAGUGGAAGGAAACAAUACAUUUACUGUCGAUAAUGCAACUGAGCAACUGGAAAAUCAAACGUUUACUAAAAAAGCUGCCGAUGGGACCUUUUCAAUCGAGCCCAAAAAUGAUUCAUCUGCAACCCUAUUAGAUGCUGCCAUCAAUGGGACUUUUGUGCUUCAAGACAGCCCAGUGGACGAUGGUCUCAAAGAUGAGGGGAACGGUGAAGAUUUGAAGACCUGCGGGGGGUGGUUUUUGCACCCCCAAUUAAACAACGAGCAGUUAGCUGAAGAAAUUGAGUCACAAGCUAGCACAAGCAGCUACAUCCGAUACGGCAUGGAUGAUGAAGUGGUGAGCGCCCUAAGGAAUGAAUUAUUGGCGAAGCUUCCACAAGCUCAGAGUGCGCCGCAGGAAAAUAUCAAAGAAGAAGAGGAGUGGAAUCAGGCGGAGCGCAACGAAAUUUUUCUAAGGUACAACGCUUACAACACGAUGCUAUCGCCCAUACCAGAGGAAAACAGCUUCGAACUGAAUGAUGAAGAAAUGGGAAUGCUCGCGCAAAUUAGUCCAAAAUACGAAGACUCGGACAGCGAUUGGUCUGAUGAAUUGCCGCCAGCAUUGUCUUCGCAUACUAACGAUAGCGUUUUUGUCAAAAACGCCCAGACAGCAAGCCAAAGUUCCUGUUGCUCUAAUGAUACGCUUUUCAAUUUCGACGAUUUUGCAUCUGCGAACGAAAAAGAGCCCGAAGAUAUUGCAGAAGCAUAUCGAUUAAACGACGGGAAGCUUGAAGAUGUUACCGAUGCCAGUGAAGAGAAAACGAUGAAACUUGGUGAAACAACUGAGUCGUUUAGUGAUAGUGCUAGCAAUGAGCAGAAGAACGAAGAGGUGGCUGUAAAGCCCAGUGGGGGUGAAUACCCGAUUUAUUUGAAUGCGUUUUUGGAAAAUGAGCGACAUCAUUCAGCGGAUUUUCCUGCUUUCCCAACAAAGGUGGUGGCCCCUUUACCAUCUCCGGAAGACAAGCCGUGGAAAUCGUUGCCUGCUUCCCUACUAACGUUCAAAUCGAUCCAAAGCCCCAGUUUAUCAGACGAGAAGAAUGAAGACUUUUGUAGUAAACCCGACAAUGAAGACAAUCUGUAUGAAAGUCUGCCGUCUGAAACGUAUUACAGUGCAGAAACCACUCUGGCCAAAGAAGAAGAAUUGGAUGUCUACAAAUUCCCGUUUGCCGAUGAAGCCAUCUCGAAUAUCUACGAAAAUCUCGAUAACAACGUCCCGUACGUGAACGUUGCUUACAAAAGCGAUUCGGCCGCUGAAGAAUCUCAUGAUAUGCUGGGUGUUUUAACGGACAUCAGAUUUAGCGGUCCGAUCGACAGCCAACUGAUGUCCACAUCGUUUAGCGAGAGCAACGAGGCAGAAGAACAGGAUUGGGAAAGCGGUUCGGAUACCAGAUCCAGCUCAAGCGGGGAAUUCAUCUGGAAGGAAGGCGAGCAUGAAGAGUCUCUAAAAGCUCUGAAAGCUGCCCCUCAGGACAUGUUGGAAGAUAUUCAGCCUAUGGAAGAAAUUGUUGAAGAAUCCACGGAAAGAGACAUAAGCACCAGCAGCAGCGAGGAAGAGGGCGACAAUUUGGAGUUCGUUCCUUCGGCAUGGGACAAAUUUGCAACGCCCUCCAAAUCGGCGUUACGUUCGCCAGAUAAGAGCUUGGACAGAGCGGAAAUGAAAAAGUCCAAAGGCGUGUGGUUCAAAAAACAGAAGUAUCAUUGCGUGUAUGAAUACCCACGAGAGCCGGAAAGUCCGGUGCUGCAAAGUCAGGACCUGUGGAAGCCCCAGCUAGACUUUGUUGCGUUUGCUGACUGGGAAUUCGAUCCAGAGAUUUGUUUGCCUCCGCCCACUGCUGAAAGCGACCUAAACCCCAGCAAUUUUACCUUCAAACCGAAAAUUAACAACAGUAGACGUAGCUUGUAUUAUCUCACCAGUCCCAUCGAUUUUCAGGGUGAUGGUUCAAGUGCUCCUAGAACCCCAGAUUAUGACUGCCAAGUGGUGCCAACUAAUCGCCAGUUGGACGAUACAGGGUGUUCGCAAUUCUUCCCUGGAGCGAGCAGUUGGAUGGAAAACAUCACCCCCGACAGUGGCUUGGAAGACUGCACCCCUGUUAGUGAAUCUUCGGGGUUUUCUGACAAUUUUGCCUCCUUCAGGCCGGUCGCUUCGCUUAGAAAAUUGGCCGAGCAAGCCGUUAACAGGAGCAAAAAUAAUGAAGAUGUUUUAGGCGGCUUGCGGCACACCAGGAGCAAGCUGAAGCUGGAUUUGCCGCCCAGUCCCAGUGCUUUCACCUCAGGGAAAACCUUCGUGGUGGAACCUUUGCAAGACAUGGAAAUAAUCAGGGAAAAGCCCGCUUUUUCCACGUUCGGGAAAAGCAGGUUUUUGGUUCAACACGUCGACACGCCCACUGAUGAGAAUUUGCCGCAAACGAAGAACGUUUGCUUCGACGUUUUGCCCUAUAAGCCAAUUAAUAUAAUUCCGGUCAAGAGCGAGACUGUUCUGUAUGAACUGUUGAACGACAAUUUCGUCGAUAAGAAAGGGCAUUUUAACAAGGGCGAGGCCAGUUUGCUGGAUAGUGCCGAUGAAGACAGUGGCAUUGAAUCCAGUACUCUGGAGCGGAAAAGUAAGGCAAUUCAACGAGAUAAUGUAAAGACGGAAUAAGGAGUGAGUGUGAGCGCAUUUAUUAAAUGUUUGUCCUGAAAUCCUGCAACUGUUAGGAUUUUCCUGUGUGGAGAACUCGGUCCAAUUAAAAUAUUUAACUGAAAUACUAACUUGUCCUUUAACAAGAAAGGGGCGAAGUAGAAGGAAAAACACCUGCACAAAACCCUUAUGUAUUUAUAGGAGUAAUUUGGCUGAAGGAGCACAUGAAAAUCCGGUCAUGACCGGGAGAAAUUGCCAUCUAUUCUUCAUUUAAUGUUUAUUGUAAAUGUUCAAUUCGUAAUACUAGGAUAUCUAAGAUGUUGCGGGACUGGAGGAGUUUUCGGUCAGCGCUUUGCGGAAAAAACAUGUUCUAUUGGCGUUUUCUUUGGCCGAAAACUCCAUCAUUUUCGUUAGAUCUUUGAAGAUUUUUGAUCCCUUUCGUAGCUUAUAAAUUAUGCUUGAAUAGAGAAAAGAAGGCUUUAAAACGAAAAGCAUGUCUCAAGAUCUCAGUCAUACAUAAGUUGAGCGCGUGGGCCCAAAUACCCAGCCAUACAGGGUGUUGCAGAUUUCAAGUGAUUAAAACAAAUGUUUACCAUUUUUGCAACAUUCACCUGAAUUUACACUGUGAAAGUCAAUGAAAAAACAACAGCAGUAAUAUCAGAAAACAUUCCAUUUUCUAGGCAAGCAAUUUAAUUGGUAUUGUGUUUUAAAUUCGCGUAUUUCAGUCUCCCAUAGGUGUUUUAAGUUGUAAUCGUUGAAGAUUGUGUGUUAGUUGGGACACCUUGCCUGUAAAUGCAACAAAUUAUGUGAUAUUUUUGGGGUUUCGUUGUCUGUUUAAGUAUAGUUGUUGUGUUUCCUAGUAGCCCAAAAGUGUUUUGUUCAAAAUGUGAUAACGAAUCAUUGGUUUUUAAACGUCCAAUAUAAAUUAUCGAUUUUACUAGGCGGUUGUACUUUUCGAAUAUAUUUUGGUAAAUAAUACCUUCUAAUCUUAUAGACUUGAAUUUCUUGCAGUAAAAAUGUUGCCAACAAUAGAGAUGUAGCGUUCAUUUUCACAGCAUAUCACCCUCGUUUAAAAUACAUGAGUACAAACAUAAUAUUCUUAAUUUUUCCCGUAACUUUUAAGUAGUAAAGUACUAACAUAAAAAAAUCAGUUUUAAUUUCAAGCUUUAUUUAGAUAAUGUUUAAGAUGUAUUAAGUGUAGAUAUUUUUGUAGUUAUAUUGUUGUCCGUAUCGGAUUAAGAAAUGUGGUUAUUGAUUCUUGUAUCAGUAGGGAGUAGCAGUAUUUGUAUCAUAUCGUUUUCCAGUAGGUAGUUAUAUGUUAAUAAAUAAACAAUUAGUGACCAUAAA